GCUUGUAUUAUACAACAGUUGGGCGGCCCUCCUCCCUCGCCCUGGGAAUCCCUCAGCGAUGGAGCGAUCAGUACCUUCGGCGAAGCCAGCGCUAACAGUCAAGUGUCGUGCUCAAGGGCAGGAAGCAACAGUCACACCGCGAUGCUAGUCCUCCUGAUGGUGUUUUUCGUAGGUGCUGCUACCUGCUUGGAGGUCGAACCACCGAGCUUAACGGACGACCAUCGCUAUAUAUCAUACGGCGUCCGUCCCUCGGAAAACCAGAGCAUGAUCGUGUGCAACUACACGCUGGGCGAGGGCCAGGCGGUGUCCGGGGUCCUCUGGGAGAUCCUGAAGGAUGAAAGCUCGGCCGGAACCUUCGAGUGGAAGCCCAACGCCCCUGCGACCGCCACAGGUCUCCUGAAGGACAAGGUGAACCUCGAACGCGAUGACAGUGAUCUGGAACUGACCACGCUGACCUAUGAGCUGAGCGCCAACUACAGCUGCACCGUCACUGCCGACGAUGGCACCACGGCGAGUGCCAAGGACGAAAUACUGAUCAUAGAUACCACCAGCAGGCACGUGUACCACGGCACCUACGCCAACGAGGCCAAGUGCAGAGUGGAUGUUGAUGUCAAGUACUACCCGGUGUUCCCGCGGCCAACCGUGAGCGCGGGCUUGUACUCGAAGAGCCUUGGCGGAUUCUACAAGGAAAUCACCAACUGGGCUCGCAUCGUCCACGCCAACGGCUCCGUGGGAUUUUCCUGCGAUUAUGGAUUCCAGAUCAACGAGAACACCCCAGAGGACGCCUUCUUCACUAGCUCCCUGGGCGUCACGAAGUCCGAUGGAACAUACAUAGGCCUGUCAAGCAUGACUUCUAGUUUCUACUUCAAGCGAGGCUGCGAGAACGUCAGCAUUUCGGAGAACCAGACCGUCAGCUACAACACCGACGUGUGGACAUGCUUUGGCGAGCCCUUCUCGCACUUCGGCGUGGAGGCGAGGGUGGAGUGCGCGGAGGGCUUCGUCAGCAGCGGGAACGUGACUUCCGUGACGCUGGUGUGCGACUCGGUCAACGCCACGACUCAUCGCUGGAUUCCCGGGGACGAGGGCCUUCUGCCGGAGGACCUUGUCUGCGAUUCCUACACUCCGGAACCGACGCCAGCCGACGGGGCAGCCAUGAGAGUCGCCAGCUGCUACGCCUUGCUGACGGCGACGCUGUUGCUCUGCUUCCACAGCCGCUGACUUGUGGCAGCCGUGGGCGGAGGUGAUCGAGUGUCAGUCAUUCCAUCGGCCAAGACGACGCGUUGAGCCUCAAGACGCGCCCGAAGAUUUUGAGGAUUCUUGUGAUGAUUAACUUGCGUUGGAUGUUAGGUUCAUUUCAGGGCCUUGAUUAAAGGUAUUUUAAGGUG
Messenger RNA from Penaeus monodon (black tiger shrimp), 1385 nucleotides. RefSeq lists its product as uncharacterized. Bases 142 to 1218 code for a protein of 358 amino acids. The record is from RefSeq and is a predicted model, not a curated record. The transcript has 9 exons. NCBI's taxonomy places the organism in Eukaryota, Metazoa, Arthropoda, Malacostraca, Decapoda, Penaeidae.